AUGGCAUGGAGUUACUUUCGGCAGAUUUUGGAGGCUUUACAGUUCAUACACGGCAAAGAUAUUAUUCAUCGGGACUUGAAGCCGAAUAAUAUUUUCAUAGAUGACAGUGGAACAGUGAAAAUUGGGGACUUUGGAUUAGCUCUGCAAAUGGAUGUCAGUUCUACCACAAAUUCGUUACCAGUUGGUGCGUAUCUCUACCGUGCACCUGAAAUGAAAAAGGGGGACCCCACCUACAAGCCCACCAACAAGGUGGACAUGUAUGCCUUGGGGUUGAUUCUAUUCCAGCUGUUUUGUCCCCGGCAAUGUUCUGAGCGCAAAAUGUUGAAACUAAGAGAUUCGCCUGAGCAAGUUUGUGAAAAGUAUAAGGUGGAUGAAACUGCCAAGCACCUGAUCUUGGAGCUACUUCAGACAGAUCCAUUGAAACGGCCUUCUGCUGCAGAUCUUCUGAUUGGAGAGAGAAUGAGCCUUAUGCUUUGA
Coffea eugenioides is the source of this 477-nucleotide messenger RNA. RefSeq names its product serine/threonine-protein kinase pkn5-like. Gene Ontology annotation, cellular component: cytosol. NCBI's taxonomy places the organism in Eukaryota, Viridiplantae, Streptophyta, Magnoliopsida, Gentianales, Rubiaceae. The transcript has a single exon. Gene Ontology annotation, molecular function: ATP binding; eukaryotic translation initiation factor 2alpha kinase activity. The coding region runs from base 1 to 477 and encodes 158 amino acids. The record is from RefSeq and is a predicted model, not a curated record. Gene Ontology annotation, biological process: protein phosphorylation.